Molecule: messenger RNA, 1173 nt
Organism: Caenorhabditis bovis
Lineage: Eukaryota; Metazoa; Nematoda; Chromadorea; Rhabditida; Rhabditidae
Source: the annotation of a GenBank genome assembly
AUGGACAAGGAAACUAUCACACAAUUCCUGAAGCAACAAGCCGAGCAUCAGAGGAUUUUCCAACAACAACAACAAUUUCAACAACAACAGCAAGAGUUUCUCAAGGCGAUCAGUGCUGCGUUCACUACGCAGAAGCAGCAGCCGGACGUUACCAACAUCAUCAACUCAUUGUCAAACCGAAUUUCGACGUUUCACUACUGUCCGGAUGACGGGGAAACCUUCGAUGCCUGGUUUGGUCGAUACCAUGAUAUCAUCGAAAUCGACGGCAAGGACCUCGACGACGCUACCCGCACACGCAUAGUCGUAUCCAAGCUAGAGAACAAAGAAGCCGAACAGUUCAGAAGCUUCAUUCUGCCGAAGACGCCUGCCGACGUCAACUUCAACGACACCAUUGCUACGUUGAAGAAACUUUUCAACCAGACGAAGUCGCUGGCGAGACUCCGUUAUGAACUUUUCUCGGUAAAAUUCGAUGGGGUCGAUCGCAAGGAUUACACAGCCCUUGUCAAACGCCGGUUUGCCGCGCCUGCUAUGGAUCAUCGGACUCCAUGCCUCAGAACAUCUGGAUUUGCGAAUUCGGGCACUUCGCGAACUCGAACUGAAUCCGGAAAUGAAACUAACGGAGCUCACGAACCGAUUGGAUCAAGUUAUCUCACUUCGCGCCGAUGCAGACUUCAUCGGAGGUGGAUCUCACGACAUCCACGCCAUUCACCGACAAGCCAACAAACUCAAGCCCAAAUUCCAAGGAGGAUCACGAUCAAAGAACGCGAGAACGCCGACUUCUCCGCGCACUUCUGCAACUUCACCACCGUCGCCGUGUUCGAGAUGUGGAGGAUCACACUGGAAACGGGAUUGCAAGCUGCCACAGGAAACAAUCUGCCACAGCUGUCAAAAGACGGGACAUCUCUCGAAAGUAUGACGCCGUCCAUCGACACCGACGAGCGUUCCAACUCAACCAACGGUCGCUUCAACAGGAAAUCAAGAACGUGCACCAUCAAUUCCUACUAUACCACCAGUACACACCAGGACAACUCAAGGACCACCACUUCGCCGGUCAUCACGAAACACUCGGGAACCAAGACGCCUCAUAUUGGACCCUCGUCAAAAGUCCUACCUUUGACAUCAACACUUCGCGGGGGAGAUGUUAGCGCCACGACCAAAGAUAUUGCAACGUGA